Bursaphelenchus okinawaensis is the source of this 3528-nucleotide messenger RNA. Lineage: Eukaryota; Metazoa; Nematoda; Chromadorea; Rhabditida; Aphelenchoididae. The record is from the annotation of a GenBank genome assembly.
AUGGGUUCUUGGUGUGCUGAAAAUCUUCGAGACGUUCAGGUAGGUUGAUCAUGAUCUUUAAUUUACAUUUGAAAGCUAUUUUUGCAAAUUUUUGAAUUAAAUUUUUUCUCACUGUUAAUACCAUCAUAAGAUCAAUGUUCUAGGCCUGGAAAGAUGAAGGACUACCCACAACAACAGUUAACAAUGAAUCAGCCAAGUUGUACGAUGCUGUUCUACGACAAUUGGUAUCAUGGAUUGAUUGUGAACAAGUUGGAGGCUUGAUGAAGUCAAUGGAGGACUUGCAGAAGGCUGAACCUGAGUCUGGUAAGCAGUUGUAGGACGACAGUUAAAUGGGUUUCGUUUAAAGUAGACAUAAGAUAGGAUAGUCUAGGGUUGGCUCGAAGAAAGAAUAGAAGGAGAUGGGAUGCUAGGAUAGGGCAGAGUAGGGUAGGGUAGGGUAGGGUAGGGUAGGGUAGGGUAGGGUAGGGUAGGGUAGGGUAGGGUAGGGUAGGGUAGGUCAGGGUAGGGUAGGGUAGGGUAGGAUAGGAUCGGAUAGGGUAAAGUAAGGUAGUGUAAAGUAUAUUCUCCUUAAACCUAUCGUACUAUAAACGAAUUUUCAGUACUAGCCCGAUGUCUACUGUAUGGUAUAGAAGCCCUCGGUUCAAACACUUCAGUCAUCAAAAACAACGAAUUCAAGCAAAACAUAGACAACCUUGUCAACGAUGCACAUAAGUAUGGUAAUUCAAGAGAACAACAACAUUCAGAAGCAGUCAAGUGUUUUGCUUAUGGUGAUAUGAGUAAAGCGUGCAGUAUCUGGGAGGACAUUCUAAAACAAUAUCCGAAUGAUUUGAUGGCGAUCAAGUUUGCUCAUGAUGGAUACUUCUUUCAAGGUGAUGCCAAAGGCAAAUUGACUAGCGUUAGUCGAGUAAUCGACAAAUGGGACAGUAGUAAGCCUUGUUAUGGGUAUUUAUAUGGAAUACAGGCUUUUGGCUACGAAGAGAAUCUGGAUUAUGAAAAUGGAAAGAAAAGCGGAUUCAAGGUGAUUAUAUAAAAAAUUUAAAAAAAUUAAAUUUUGAUUUAAAAAAUUAAAAAAUACUUUAAAAUGAUUUUUCAGGGUUUAGAAUACAAUAAACAAGAUGCUUGGUCAACUCACGCUAUUGCACAUUGUCAUGAAAUGUUAGGAGAGUAUGAAGACGGAAUCAAGUUUAUGGAGAGCACGGUCAACAACUGGGAGGUAAGUGUUAAUAACUAUUUUAACAAUAGGGUAGGGCCAGAAUGGAUAGACAGGGUACAAUAGAAAAGAAUGGUCAGAAUUAUAGUAAAUUAUUAUAGCAUCCUAUGGUUCUGCAACAUAAGAAAAAGUUAGAAAAGGGUAGGGUACGAUAGAAAACGUUAGAGCAGACUAAGACCGAGUUGGACAGGGUUUGGCAAUGCAAUUUGGAAGGGGAGGAUACUAUACGAUAGGGUAGGUUAGACUAGGGUAGAAUACGGUAGGGUUGGGCAGAGCUGUGUAGGGUAGGAUAGGACUGGGUAAGGCACGACGUGCUGGCUUAAUUUAGGACAGGAUUUUUAACUUUUUCAUUUUUAGCCAUGUUGGAUGAUAGCAUGCCAUAACUUUUGGCACAACGCCUUAUUUUACAUUGAAAAAGGGGACUAUGAAUCAGCGUUGACAAUAUACGAUGAGUAAGUAUAAGAUGCAAUAAAAUCAUAAGAAAACUGGUUUUUACUAUAUGUGUACUAAUGACUCUGACUUGUUUAUGGAUCAGAAAUUUUACAGUUUUGAAGAAAUUUUGUAUUUUUUUUAUGAUUCAGGCAAUAUUUUGCUUUUUUUUACAGUUUUUAAGUGUUUUCGAGUUUAAAAUAAAGGAUUGUUUAAAAAUUUUUAUCUGUAUAAUAUUGUCUGAAAUGUAGUUUAACUAUUUUUACUUGUAUAAUUUUAAAAAAUCUAUUUAAACUGCCAUUUUCAGACAAAUAGGACGUCGAAGUAAAUCAGGUGCAAUGUUAGACUUGGUGGAUGCUGCUUCUUUGUUACAACGAUUAAAAAUGGAGAAAUUUGAUGUAGGAAAAGAACGUUGGGCGUUUCUGAUUGAUCUACUUGAGCCACAUCAUGAUAAUCACACAUUGGCAUUCAAUGAUGCUCAUAUUGCUAUGGUAUAUUCGAACUGCGAUGAUUCGAAAACAAAAGAACUACUGGACAGCAUCAAUAAUUUUGAGUAGGUUAAAAAAUAUUGGGCUACAAGUGAUAAAAUUUUUAAUUUUACAUUUUUUUGCGCUUUGAACGAAAUGUCACAAAAAGUACUGGAAAAUUAGACGAAAUUUAAAGUAUUGAAAUUUGCUAAAAAGUUUAAAAAAAUUUAAUACUUUAAUGGAAUGACAUGCAAUUGCAACGUAUUUUACAAAAUUUUUGAUUUUUGGCGUGGUUUAACAAUAAAAAUCAAUAGCAGUUGAACGAAGUGUCACUUUAGAUAAAUUUUUUUACUGUCAAAAUAAAAUUAAUUGACGGUAAUGUAAGCUUUAAUUGGAAAACUAACAAGGUAUUAUCUAUUUGAGUUGACGUUGCGAAGUGACACAAAAAUUAUUGGAAAACGGGAUGAAAUUUCACUUUUUUAAAACCAUUUUUCAAAAUUUUUUUUUGGAUUUUGAGGUUUUUUUGAUCAAGCUUUAUAAAAAAAAUUACUAGUGAUUCGAAAAUAAUAAAGUAUUUUUAAUGGUGCGAAGUGUCACAAAAAUUAUUGGAAAAUUGAACGAAGUGUCAAUUUUUCAAACUUCAAUAAAACUUAAUUUUUUAAUGAAAACAUUUUUUUUCGUAUUUUACUUCAAUUUAGCUUAAAGUAUUGCAUUUUUAUUUAAAAAAGUUUUUUUUGAUUUAUAUUUUUUAAAAGAAUUGAUCUAAAUCAUGCUAUAUUACAGUAGCCCAUCACAACAAGGUAGAAUCGUCGGAAACGUGGGUCGUAUAAUCUGCGAGGCGGUCGACAGUUACAACGCCGACCGUUUCAACGAAUGUUUUGACAAGUUGUUUCCGAUUCGACAUGACAUCUAUACGAUCGGCGGAAGUAAUGCACAAAGAGAUGUCUUCAAUCAAAUCAUUGUACGGUCGGGCCUUAUGUCCACGUCCGCGCAGCAUAAUGAGCUUGUAAAGUACGUUAAUUGGGGGUGUUUUUUUUCAAAUUUUAGUGUGGGGGUGAGGGUAGAUUAAAAUGAGGUGUUUUAGGUAUAAAAAGUGACAGGGCCGGAUAAAAAAUUUAGGUUUAAAAGAAGCUAUGACAGGGGUAAAGCAAUUUUUUCCGAAGGGGGAAAAUUGUAUUUAAGGAGGGGGAUAGAAAGAGUAAGAGAGUUUUUUUGAGAAGGUGGAUUCGUGCAUAAAAAUUUUUUAUUGGGUGUUGGUGAUGGGUGAUUAAACAAUUUUUUGAUUGGGGAGUAACGUGGGGGUCGAGAGUCUAUUUAUUAUAAAAAACUUUUUCAACUUUCAGAACAGCAAUAGAAGAACGGCGAACUUUAAAAGUGCACUCUCCAUUAAUGGACAGGAUUGUACGACAAUUUUUAAAAUAA